GUGUUUACUCAGGCUGGUGAUUUCCUGCUUCAUCAUGUCCGGACGCGGCAAGCAGGGCGGCAAGGCGCGCGCCAAGGCCAAGACGCGCUCGUCGCGGGCCGGGCUGCAGUUCCCCGUGGGCCGCGUGCACCGCCUGCUGCGCAAGGGCAACUACUCCGAGCGCGUGGGCGCCGGCGCGCCGGUGUACCUGGCCGCGGUGCUGGAGUACCUGACGGCCGAGAUCCUGGAGCUGGCGGGCAACGCGGCGCGCGACAACAAGAAGACGCGCAUCAUCCCGCGCCACCUGCAGCUGGCCAUCCGCAACGACGAGGAGCUCAACAAGCUGCUGGGCAAGGUGACGAUCGCGCAGGGCGGCGUCCUGCCCAACAUCCAGGCCGUGCUGCUGCCCAAGAAGACCGAGAGCCACCACAAGGCCAAGGGCAAGUGAGGCCUUCUGCAGUUUGUAACUUACUCUUCUCGAACCAAAGGCUCUUUUCAGAGCCACCCACUUUACCA
Messenger RNA from Talpa occidentalis (Iberian mole), 495 nucleotides. Its product is annotated as histone H2A type 1-D. The transcript has a single exon. The coding region runs from base 35 to 427 and encodes 130 amino acids. Gene Ontology annotation, molecular function: protein heterodimerization activity; DNA binding; structural constituent of chromatin. The record is from RefSeq and is a predicted model, not a curated record. Lineage: Eukaryota; Metazoa; Chordata; Mammalia; Eulipotyphla; Talpidae. Gene Ontology annotation, cellular component: nucleosome.